Rhodamnia argentea is the source of this 2096-nucleotide messenger RNA. RefSeq names its product casein kinase 1-like protein HD16. Gene Ontology annotation, cellular component: cytoplasm; nucleus. Gene Ontology annotation, molecular function: ATP binding; protein serine/threonine kinase activity. The transcript has 15 exons. Gene Ontology annotation, biological process: signal transduction; endocytosis; peptidyl-serine phosphorylation. Lineage: Eukaryota; Viridiplantae; Streptophyta; Magnoliopsida; Myrtales; Myrtaceae. The record is from RefSeq and is a predicted model, not a curated record. The coding region runs from base 130 to 2004 and encodes 624 amino acids.
GGGAGAACUCUGCUUGAUCGUCCCUUUCUCUUCAAAAGAAGAUCUCCUCGACAUCAAAGCUCGGUCGAGAUCGGUGGAGACAACACAGUUCAGAACCAUCAAGCUUGGGUUGAAGCCGGGAAGGAAGAUAUGGAUCAGUCCAGCACUGGAAGUUGUCAAGUCAAUGAGGGGCAUCAAGAUGAAAAUCAAAGCAACCCCCCUCCGAUCCCAGAACAGGUUCAAAUCGAUGAUUCUCCAGUUUACAGAAUAGAAAGAAAACUGGGAAAGGGAGCUUACGGGCAAGUUUAUGUCGGACGAGCCAUCAGUCCUUCAACUUCAAGUGAUCAAACUGCUGCGGAAGCAGCACAGGUGGCUAUAAAAUUCGAGCACAAAGACAGCGAAGGAUGUGAAGGUGGCAUCCCUAAUGAGUGGAAAGUUUAUGAUGAUCUGGGUGAAAAUCACGGCAUACCACUGCCACGAGUACAUUACAAGGGGCAACAAGGUGACUAUUAUGUCAUGGUGAUGGAUUUGCUUGGACCUAGUUUAGACACUCCUUUGACCGACAACUUCCCCAUCCUGCCAUUGGAAGCAAUUGCGUGUAUUGCCGUUGAAGCAAUCUCUAUACUUGAGAAGCUGCACUCUAGAGGGUACAUCCAUGGUGACAUAAAACCAAGUAACUUUUUGCUUGGUCCUCCAGGAACUCCUGAAGAGAGAAGAUUGUUUCUGAGCGACCUUGGAUUAGCUACGAGAUGGCGAGAUCCCUCCACUGGUUCACACAUUGAGUACAACCAAACACCAGAUGAUUUCAGAGGAACAAUUCUAUUUGCAAGUGUGCAUGCUCAGCUUGGUAGAACAAGUAGCAGAAGAAACGACCUAGAGUCUCUGGUUUACAUGCUCGUUUAUCUUAUGCGCGGCCGUCAUUUGCCUUGGCAAGGACAUCAGGGAGAGGAUAUGCCAUUCCUUGUUUGCAAGCAAAAGAUGGCCACUCAUCCAGAAGUCUUGUGGGACACUCGUACUGGGCCUUACCUGCAGCUCACCUUAUUUGUGCUUAAUCUCAAAUUCAAUGAGGAACCAAACUAUGCUAGAUACAUUUCUCUCUUCCAUGAGGCCAUUGGUCAAAAUCCAUACAUUUGGCCAGUGCACACUGAUAUUGCUCAGAAGGUGGGAUCCUAUUCCCAUAAAAAGCGACGGAUGUUAAUAAAAAUUUCUGAUUCGAGCUCGUCGUCUGAUCGAGCGCAGUUAAAUGAUGAUGAUGAGCCAUCAAGGGAAAUUCGAAUGGGGUUGGAAUUAUCACAAUGGAUAAGCAUUUACAAUAAGCGUCAACCCAUAAAUCAAACAUAUUCCCGAUAUUUGGACGAUGACGACCUGCUCUCACGCAUUAAGAAGGGAUAUGCAGAGGGAUUGUAUGUCACCAGUGUGGCUUACAGUUCUUUCUCUAAGUAUUGGGCCUUAAUAAUGGAUGAUAGCGCCGGCUUCACUGCUCAGAUUUUUUACUUUUCCGACGGCUCUCUUCCCAAGGAGUGGAUUGAGGAAUAUUGGUCAAAGAACUACUACAUCACUACAGUGGCUGGAGCAGAUACUGGCAAAAUUUUAGUUGUAAUGUCCGAGGGGAUCCAGUGGGUUCAGCAGGCUUAUCAUGUCACCAGUACAUUUCCUUUCGCGUGGAUCAAGAAGAUGUGGGAAGAAGGUUUUCAUGUCACCGCCAUGACCACUUCCGGGAGUCGGUGGGUAGUAAUUUGGACCAAUGGAACCAAAUUUACCAACCAGGCUGUAGAGCUAGAUUUCGAGUAUCCAGCCGAAGGCAUUUAUGAAAGGUCGAAGCAGGGCUAUCACAUCACUUCGGUCGCGGCCACUCCAGAUGAGGUUGCUUUUAUCUUUAGUAAGAUAAAAGGAGCACCAGCAACUGCAAUUGUAAAGCAGGAGACACUUCGGACUCCCAGUUUCCCCAACUAUGAUGUGAUCGAGGAGAGGCGGGCAAGGAAUUACUAUGUUUCUACUCUUUGCUACGGUCGAACUAUUGCUUAAGCUACCAAAUAUAAGUGCAAUCAAGGACGUCUUAGCAAGCGACACGACAACUCUGCAAGCAUGUUUUGCCAUCUAUUGUACAUUUCUUACCG